Molecule: messenger RNA, 6322 nt
Organism: Mauremys mutica (yellowpond turtle)
Lineage: Eukaryota; Metazoa; Chordata; Testudines; Geoemydidae
Gene: ATRNL1
Product: attractin like 1
Exons: 31
Coding region: 165-4355 (1396 amino acids)
Cellular component (GO): Golgi apparatus
Molecular function (GO): protein binding
Source: RefSeq, a predicted model, not a curated record
GGCGGGGGGUUGGCUCGCCCUGACAGGAUUAAUUCUCUCCAGGACGGUCUCCCGGCGGCUGAGGGUGGGAGCCGCCCGCAGUGCCGCCGUCCGGCGCGGGUCGGGUGGCUGGGCGGGGGUCUGUUCCGAGCCGCCCGGCGGAGUCCGCGCCUCCGGCGGCGACGAUGGAUCCGGGGAGCGCCUGGCGGAGGGUGGCAGGCUCCCCUGCGCCCCACGGAGUGUGGAGACCUUGUUCCUCUUCCCCCUGCUGCUCAGCCUCGCUGCUGGAUAUGAACAGCUGGUUGCUCUUCUACGGCGUCCUGUACCUGGUGCUCUAUGCCCAGGUGUCCCAGUCCAAGCCCUGCGACAGGACCUCCUGCUUCUCCGGGCGGUGUGUCAACUCCACCUGCCUGUGUGACCAGGGCUGGGUAGGAGACCAGUGCCAGCAUUGCCAGGGCCGGUUCAAGUUAACAGAACCCUCUGGAUAUUUAACAGAUGGACCAAUAAAUUAUAAAUAUAAAACUAAAUGUACAUGGUUAAUUGAAGGAUAUCCUAAUGCAAUAUUAAGAUUAAGAUUUAAUCAUUUUGCCACAGAAUGCAGUUGGGACCAUAUGUAUGUUUAUGAUGGAGAUUCAGUAUAUGCACCUUUAAUAGCUGUAUUUAGUGGUCUAAUAGUCCCUGAGGUGCGGGGAAAUGAAACUGUUCCUGAAGUAGUUACUACAUCUGGCUAUGUGUUGCUACACUUUUUUAGUGAUGCUGCUUAUAACCUAACUGGAUUUAACAUAUUUUACUCCAUUAAUUCCUGUCCUAACAAUUGCUCAGGGCAUGGGAAGUGUACAACUAGUGUUUCCAUUCCAAGCCAAGUGUACUGUGAGUGUGACAAGUAUUGGAAAGGCGAAGCCUGUGAUAUUCCAUACUGUAAAGCUAACUGUGGGAGCCCAGAUCAUGGCUACUGUGAUCUGACAGGCGAGAAGCUGUGUGUGUGCAAUGAUAGCUGGCAAGGCCCUGAUUGUUCUUUGAACGUUCCUUCCACGGAGUCUUACUGGAUUCUACCAAAUGUAAAGCCAUUCAGUCCUUCUGUAGGUCGGGCUUCUCAUAAAGCAGUUCUACAUGGAAAAUUUAUGUGGGUGAUUGGUGGAUAUACCUUUAACUACAGUUCAUUCCAAAUGGUAUUAAACUAUAAUUUAGACAGCAACAUAUGGAAUGUAGUACCUGUAUCAAAAGGACCUCUCCAGAGAUAUGGACACAGUCUUGCUUUAUAUCAGGAAGACAUCUACAUGUAUGGAGGCAAAAUUGAAACAAAUAAUGGGAAUGUCACUGAUGAGCUGUGGAUAUUCAACAUAAACAGUCAAACAUGGAGUGCCAAAAUUCCUGCAAUACUUGUACAUGGCCAACAGUAUGCUGUGGAGGGUCACUCAGCGCAUAUAGUAGAGUUGGACAGCAGAGAUGUUGUCAUGAUCAUCAUUUUUGGAUACUCUGCAGUGUAUGGUUACACAAGCAGUGUGCAAGAGUACUAUAUCAGAUCAAAUUCAUGGCUUGUGGCAGAAACAAAAGGAGCAAUUGUGCAAGGUGGAUAUGGUCAUACUAGUGUCUAUGAUGAAAUGACAAAAUCCAUUUAUGUUCAUGGUGGAUACAAAGCAUUACCUGGCAAUAAAUAUGGAUUGGUGGAUGACCUUUAUAGAUAUGAAGUUAAUACGAGGACGUGGACUAUUUUGAAAGAGAGUGGUUUUGCAAAGUAUCUUCAUUCAGCUGUCUUAAUAAGUGGAGCUAUGCUGAUUUUUGGUGGAAAUACCCAUAAUGAUACUUCUCUGAGUAAUGGUGCAAAGUGCUUUUCAGCUGACUUUCUGGCAUAUGACAUAGCUUGUGAUGAAUGGAAAAUUUUACCAAAACCUAAUCUGCAUCGAGAUUUGAACAGAUUUGGACACACUGCAGUUGUCAGUAAUGGGUCCAUGUACAUAUUUGGGGGUUUUUCAAGUGUUCUGUUGAAUGAUAUCCUUGUGUACAAGCCUCCAGACUGUGAAGCAUUCAGACAAGAGGAACUGUGUAAAAAUGCUGGUCCAGGGAUAAGAUGUCUGUGGAAGAAAAACCAUUGUGAAUCCUGGGAAUCUGGACGUGCUAACAACGUCCUUGAAGCAAAGUGUACCAGAAAAACAGCUGCUGCAGAUGACAGAUGUUACAGAUAUGCAGACUGUGCCAGUUGUACCGCCAAUACAAAUGGUUGCCAGUGGUGUGAUGACAAGAAGUGCAUUUCAGCGAACAGUAACUGCAGUAUGUCAGUCAAAAACUACACCAAAUGUCAUGUGAGAAAUGAACAGAUCUGUAAUAAAUUGACCAGCUGUAAAAGUUGCUCACUAAACCUGAACUGCCAGUGGGAUCAGCGGCAGCAAGAAUGCCAGGCUUUACCAGCUCAUCUGUGUGGGGAAGGAUGGAGUCACAUUGGCGAUGCCUGCCUUCGCAUAAAUUCUAGUCGUGAAAGCUAUGACAAUGCCAAACUAUACUGCUACAAUUUGAGUGGGAAUCUUGCCUCAUUAACAACCUCAAAAGAAGUGGAAUUUGUUCUGGAUGAAAUACAGAAGUAUACAGUUCAGAAAAUAUCACCUUGGGUAGGUUUGCGCAAGAUCAACAUCUCCUACUGGGGAUGGGAUGACAUGUCUCCUUUCACAAAUACGACACUGCAAUGGCUUCCUGGAGAACCAAAUGACUCUGGCUUCUGUGCAUAUCUAGAAAGAGCAGAGGUGUCAGGGCUGAAAGCGAAUCCAUGCACCGCUAAGGCAGAUGGUCUUGUCUGUGAAAAACCUGUUGUUAGUCCUAAUCAAAAUGCUAGACCCUGCAAAAAAACAUGUUCCCUGAGAACAACAUGUUCCAACUGCACGAGCAAUGGCAUGGAGUGUAUGUGGUGUAGCAGUACAAAACGAUGCGUUGACUCCAAUGCCUAUAUAAUCUCCUUUCCAUAUGGACAGUGCCUAGAGUGGCAAACUGCUACCUGCUCUCCUCAAAACUGCUCUGGAUUGAGGACCUGUGGGCAGUGUUUGGAACAGCCUGGAUGCGGGUGGUGCAACGAUCCCAGUAAUACAGGAAAAGGGCAUUGUGUGGAAGGAUCUUCAAGAGGGCCAAUGAAGCUUGUUGGAGUGCACUCCAAUGAAAUGGUUCUUGACACUAAUCUUUGUCCAAAAGAGAAAAAUUAUGAAUGGUCUUUCAUCCACUGUCCAGCUUGCCAGUGUAAUGGGCACAGCACCUGCAUCAAUGGCAAUAUUUGUGACCAGUGUAAAAACCUAACUACAGGAAAACAGUGUGAAACAUGCAUGCCAGGUUACUAUGGAGAUCCAACAAAUGGAGGCCAAUGUACAGCUUGCACGUGCAGUGGACAUGCAAAUAUUUGUCACAUGCAAACAGGAAAAUGUUUUUGUGCAACUAAAGGAAUCAAAGGAGACCAGUGUCAACUCUGUGACUCUGAAAACAGGUACCUUGGAAAUCCACUCAGGGGAACGUGUUACUACAGCCUUUUGAUUGACUACCAGUUUACCUUCAGCUUAUUACAAGAAGAUGAUCGCCACUUCACUGCCAUAAACUUUAUAGCAAACCCUGAACAGUCAAACAAAAAUUUGGAUAUAUCAAUUAAUGCUUCAAACAACUUUAACCUCAAUAUUACAUGGUCUAUUGGUUCUACAGCAGGAACAAUAUCUGGAGAAGAGAUUCCUGUUGUUUCCAAGACUAAUAUCAAGGAAUUUACAGAUAGCUUUUCUUGUGAAAAAUUCAACUUUCGGAGUAACCCAAACAUCACUUUCUAUGUGUAUGUCAGCAAUUUUUCCUGGCCAAUCAAAAUACAGGUUGCCUUUUCACAGCACAACACCAUCAUGGAUCUCGUGCAGUUCUUUGUCACCUUCUUCAGUUGUUUUUUGUCCUUACUGCUGGUGGCUGCUGUCGUUUGGAAGAUCAAACAAACCUGUUGGGCUUCUCGACGGAGAGAGCAACUUAUGCGGGAGCGACAGCAGAUGGCCAGCCGUCCCUUUGCUUCUGUCGAUGUAGCACUGGAAGUAGGAGCUGAGCAAACAGACUUUCUACGAGGGCCAUUAGAGGUCACCUGUUCUGAUCUAGUCCAGGGCUCUCCUAAACCAAUUGCCAUUGAGCCUUGUUCAGGAAACAAAGCAGCAGUCCUUACUGUAUUUUUAUGUCUACCGAGAGGAUCAUCAGGAGUCCCACCCCCUGGUCAAUCAGGUCUUGCAAUUGCAAGUGCAUUGAUAGACAUUUCCCAACAGAAGCCUGCAGACUGUAAAGAUAAGAGUUCAGGAGUCAGAAAUCGAAAGCAUCAUCUUUCAACACGUCAAGGAACUUGUGUGAAGGUGAUGACAUUUUACUGUUUGCAGUUGACUACAUAGUUACUUGCAUGCCAUGGUGGUGCAGUAGCAGUAAUAAAGCCCUGUUGUGAGUUGAUAGUGUUUAUUUUGUAAUGCCAGUAACAGAAAACUAUUCCACUUAAUUUGGAUGAGGACUGAAUGUAAAAAUUAAAUAAGUAUUAAAAAGAAUGGUUGUACAGGAUUAUUAGGUUGCAUCUGCUAUAUUGUUUUGACAAAUUGUGCAUUUAUGAAUUAUGCUAUAAUUAUUCCUUAGCUGGCAUGAUUGUUUCAGUAUUUUCCUAUCUUAAAAUAUGGCUGAUUCUUAAGCUAAAAUAAUGCCAUUAUGAUAUUGUGUUUUUAUUGACUAUGCUGACCUCACUCCCUUAUUUGUUAAAACCUAAGAUUCAUUUUGAAAGAUUCUUUUGUGAAUUUUCAGUCAAUGCUACUUAAAACCUGGAAAAAAGAGUCUUCUGAAAAUAGCUCCUUCUGUCAGUUUUAAUGCGGAACUGCUUGAGGGAAAAUAAGCCAGUAGAACUGGUGUGCAUGGUGAAUUAGCCAUUCAAAAAGAAAAGAAAAAUAAACCACUUGUCAGGAAAUUUUCCCUAAUUCUGUAAUAUCUUUCUGUUGAAACAUUACACAUGAAAAAUAUACAUUUCUUUGUGUGUACCUGAGACCUAUGGUACACAGGGCAUGUAUUCUACAGAGCAAUUUCUCUGACUGGAAUCCCCAAGUGGGAAUUGCAUCUGCCUGUAGUCACCUGGAGUUUGAUGUUACUUGAAAAGUAAAUUUACGUUUAAAUGGAUUAUAAUGUUUAUUGUAGCACUUGAGAUGGGCAGAUAUUCAUUAGGCAUUUUAUAAAGUUAUCAGUUAAAAACAUGUUGUUUUUAUUGUUCAGGUAAAGUACCAGUGUCAUCGGGUCAUUCAACAUAUUCAUUAUAUUCAGAGUACUUUUUCUAACACUUCCGUGAUCAUUCUUCUCCCAGGCUCCCUGCAUACAAAUUAGUAAAAGUAAAUGCAUUAAAGAGAAAUAUUAAUGUAAUGGUCACUAUUAAAUGGAAGUUUGGAACAGGAAUCAAACCACAGUAUCUGUGUAACUGUGAUUACUUUGUUUUAGGUCUAUGAAAAUACUGAUGUGUCUCAGUGCCACACUGUGCCAGUUGUUGGCAAAUACUGACUCUUAAUGGUGACCACUGUACACUGGGUGACAGAUAUUCUCAUUUGCUUUAUGCUCAAGAAUGUUCAGUGCUCUGCUCCCAGAAUAUUUUUGAACUCUUGAUCAAAUUCAGAAAAUGUUGAGUGACCCUUUGUAACUUUAGCAUGAUUUAUGUUGGACUAAGAAUGCAGGGCUAAAAACUGAUCUGAAUAGUGGCCCUGUGGUGAAAUUCUGACCAUCAGGAUUCGAUAUCUGUAUAUAUUUUCUUUGCAAACCAGUCAUGGAUACUUCUAGGGGGAAAUUCACAGCUAUAAAUUACUGUUCAAAGCAAAGUAACAGAUAUAUUUCUUACUGUAGAAUGGUGAACCAAUCUCUCCAUUUCUCAUGUGUGUGUGUACCCUCUCAUGAAGCUACUUGAAUAUAGUCUGUGUAAAUAAGUUACACUUCAGAAUGCAAUGAGUUCGAGUAAUUAUAUUUCUUUGUAAGAGACAGAUAUAUAUCUUUAACUGGGCAAAUUCAGAUUUAGAUCUGACUGCAUUUUUUUUUUUUACAAUGGGGCCCUCUAUUUAUAUAGUAGAACCAAAAAUGUAGAACAUUGGAAAAGUUUGGAUCUUGAUAUAUAGAGUCUGAUGUAUAAAAUCAGCAGCAAUGAUUAAUUUUCCAAACAAUUUACACUGUAGGUCUGGAAUCCUGAGGGUAAGAAUUUUGGGAUCACUUUAACAACGGUUCAAUUUUUAGGCCUAAUAACUUUGACAGUAUUCAUCUAGAUUAUACAGUCAUUAUGUAUUUAAUUUGAUUACCAGUUGUUGUUUUUUUAAAACCACCUGAAGGGUUUCUGGACAAUAAAGGUAAAGUC